Uranotaenia lowii is the source of this 1534-nucleotide messenger RNA. RefSeq names its product DNA methyltransferase 1-associated protein 1 (gene DMAP1). NCBI's taxonomy places the organism in Eukaryota, Metazoa, Arthropoda, Insecta, Diptera, Culicidae. Gene Ontology annotation, molecular function: transcription corepressor activity. The transcript is spliced from 2 exons. The record is from RefSeq and is a predicted model, not a curated record. Gene Ontology annotation, biological process: negative regulation of transcription by RNA polymerase II; DNA repair; chromatin remodeling. Gene Ontology annotation, cellular component: nucleus; Swr1 complex; NuA4 histone acetyltransferase complex. Bases 105 to 1412 code for a protein of 435 amino acids.
GCCGUGAAAAGUCGUAAAAAAGUUAAAGUUCUUCACGAUUACUCACCAAAGUUCUUAAAGAAGUUUGAUUUUGUCCCUCUCCGUGUCUUUAAAAACUGGUACCAAUGGCAGACGUUCGGGAUAUUCUAGACCUGGAGCGUCCGCCGACUCCGGAACUGACCAAGGAAUCGCUGUUGGCCAAAAAUAAAAAGAUCUAUGAAAAGAAGCUGGCGGUCAAGCGUCCCGAGGGGAUGCACCGAGAGGUGUUUGCAUUGCUGUACAACGACAACAAAGAUGCACCGCCGCUGCUUCCGACCGACACCGGAACCGGAUAUAAACAAGCCAAGGCCCGGCUGGGCAUGAAGAAAGUUCGCCGCUGGGAAUGGGCACCGUUUGUGAAUCCGGCCCGGUCCGACGGAGCCGUGUUUCAUCACUGGAAGCGCGUUUCCGACGAACCGAAAGAAUAUCCGUUUGCCAAGUUCAACAAACAGUUGGAAAUUACCACAUAUAACAUGAACGAGUACAAUACCCACCUGAAAACUAAUCCAACCAAGUGGACAAAACCGCAAACGGAUCACUUGUUCGAUUUGGCCAAACGUUUCGAUGUUCGGUUCAUCAUAAUGGCCGAUCGGUGGGAUCGGGCCAAUUACGGCAGCAAAUCUGUUGAAGAUUUGAAAGAGCGAUAUUACGAAGUGACGGGAAUCCUGAACAAAGUCCGAGGGACACCGGAGAAAAAGAUUUUCUUGUUCGAUGGAGAUCACGAGCGUCGUCGCAAAGAGCAGUUGAAAAAACUGUUCGAUCGAACGCCCAAACAGAUCGAGGAAGAACAAAUGUUGAUAAAUGAGCUUAAGAAAAUCGAAGCUCGCAAAAAGGAAAGAGAACGAAAGACUCAAGAUUUGCAGAAACUUAUCUCUCAAGCCGAUCAACAGCAAACGGAACAGCAACAGCAGCAUCAGGCCAGUUCCCAUAAAAAGCACGAUAAGAAGUUGAAGAAGAAAAUCCAACAACAACCGCGCCCUUCCAAGGUCGAUUCCGUUGUAAAUGCCAUCGAGACGGCCGGCAUUAAGUUUACCGAUCUCCGUGGCACCGGUGUUUCGCUUCGAUCGCAAAAAAUGAAACUACCGGCAAAUGUUGGCCAAAAAAAGGCCAAAGCGUUGGAACAGGCGCUGCAAGAAUUCAAAGUCGAUCCCAAUCCACCACCAAUCGAGGACAUUUGCGUCGCCUUUAACGAACUCCGUUCGGAUAUGGUGCUGCUGUGCGAGUUGAGGACAGCUUUGGCCACCUGUACCUUCGAGCUGGAAAGCCUCAAGCACCAGUACGAAGCUCUCUGCCCAGGCAAAACGCUCAACAUUCCGGCCGCACUGGUCACCCCACCAUCGGAGGAACCAUCAUCCUCCUCAGCAACCGCCGACGAUGUUUCUGCUUUGAUGUGAAUUCAGAUCAAUGUUUGCAGUAAUUUUACUUGCUGUGUGAAAUAAAAUGUAACCAUCAUCAGAGUAAAAGCUACCAAAAUUUCGAGAAAGCCUUAUAAAAGUUGUUACCUUGGGGAACCUUU